Trichoplusia ni (cabbage looper) is the source of this 1016-nucleotide messenger RNA. It is a transcript of the gene Eaf6, whose product is annotated as chromatin modification-related protein MEAF6. The record is from RefSeq and is a predicted model, not a curated record. Gene Ontology annotation, cellular component: NuA4 histone acetyltransferase complex. The transcript has 4 exons. Lineage: Eukaryota; Metazoa; Arthropoda; Insecta; Lepidoptera; Noctuidae. Bases 168 to 992 code for a protein of 274 amino acids.
CAUUCUCAAUUAUGACAUUAGUCGACACUCGUUGAUUAACAGGCGAACGCAUUGUGCUUAUUGAUUGAACGAUAUUAGUAUUUAUUUCGUUAUUAUAGGCAACAUACUACCUCUCGUAUAGUAAAAACAUUAUGGAUAUUUAAAAAACGAUAAAAUCAACUGGCGUCAUGGUUGUUUCACCUCAAACCCCCGACAACGAAACCCAAACUGUGCAAGCAAAAAGAAACAAUAUGGCGUCUAAACAGUCGUCAGUAGCUGACACAAGAGCGGAGUUAGCUGAAUUAGUAAAAAGGAAAGCUGAAGUUGCGGAAACACUUGCUAACUUGGAACGUCAAAUAUAUGCAUUUGAAGGAUCCUAUUUAGAAGAUACACAACUUUAUGGAAACAUUAUAAGGGGAUGGGACAGAUAUCUCACCACAAAUAAAAGUACUAAUUCAAAAGCAGACAAGCGUAACAGAAAGUUCAAAGAAGCUGAAAGACUGUUUUCUAAAUCCAGUAUUACAUCUAUGGCUGCCGUCAGUGGCCUUGUCGAUCCUGCUGAAGCUAAAAAUGAAAGAAACAGCGAGACUGAAUCACAGACUAAUGAGGACUCAUCAGACACUCAAAUGAGCAGUAGUGUUGUUGGCAGUUUAAACCACACAACAAUACAUGGUUCCACUGAAAGUAUAGCAUCAAAGCCAUCAGGGAAACAACACACUAAUGGCAACAUUGAAAAAGUUAUCAGCCAUUCCCAAACUAAACAAAGCUUGACACAAAAGAUAGCUACAUCUUCAGGAAUGCUACAGAAAGCCUUUGGCGGUGACAAUAAAAUGCUCUCUGCUGUAGGACUAGACAGCAGACCAAGUACUCCUAAAGACAAGGACUCUAGUAUUAAUUCAUUAAACAAAGGAGACAUGACACCCAACUCUCUCAAACACAAAAUGUCCACAAGCAGUACAAGUAGUAAUAAUAGUAUUAAGAAAAAUAACAAUAAGAAGGCCAGACAUCGGUAAUAAAAUACUAUUUCGUUACUUAAA